Messenger RNA from Striga hermonthica, 528 nucleotides. The record is from the annotation of a GenBank genome assembly. Lineage: Eukaryota; Viridiplantae; Streptophyta; Magnoliopsida; Lamiales; Orobanchaceae.
AUGGGUAAGUACGGACGCGCUGAAGGACCCGAAGGGCAUAUCCUGGGAGCACCAAAAGCCGGGCACAUAACGAGGCUCGAGUUCAACAAGCGCCUUGAGAAGGAUGCCGAUGCACGAGAAGCUUUCGAGCGUCAGGUAAGAGAGGAGAAGGAGCGCAGGAAAGCCAUUCGCGAGAGAGAACUCAUGAUAUCCCGAUGCAGAUUGAAUGAGGGUUUUUUCUCUCAUCUGAAAAUUGAGCUAGGAAAACUAAGGUUUGCUGUGUCCAAGACCCAGGAUAUGGAAGACAGAGUAAUCGAGCUGGAAACUCUUGGAAAAAGCCCUGCAGGAAGGAAAGCAUAUGAUAAGAUGCAAUCCGACCUUGUAACAGCAAGGAAAAGCUUGAUAAAGCUUUUAACAUCAGAUGAUGUCAAGGCAACUCUGUUAGACAUGGUUGAGCAGAAUGAGCUGAACAGAUUGUUGUUGACUCUUCUUGAUGAAAAUAUUACAAAUGCAUAUCAGGGAAACCAGGUGAGACGAGUCAUAAACUGA